Molecule: messenger RNA, 4192 nt
Organism: Stegastes partitus (bicolor damselfish)
Lineage: Eukaryota; Metazoa; Chordata; Actinopteri; Pomacentridae
Gene: mms22l
Product: MMS22-like, DNA repair protein
Exons: 26
Coding region: 75-3773 (1232 amino acids)
Biological process (GO): replication fork processing; double-strand break repair via homologous recombination
Cellular component (GO): nuclear replication fork
Source: RefSeq, a predicted model, not a curated record
UUACUGCUUUGAAUAAACCCAAUAUUACGCUACAUAAGAAGCACAAAUACAAGGUGAUACUGAUUCAUGACAGCAUGGCAGAUGACUUCAGCCAGUCCCUCACCCCACCAGUCUCCCCCUUUGCAGCAGACAGCCUAUGUGAGCUGACUCCAUCCCAACCCCCAUGCUUCCGCUGCUCUGAAGUUAAAGAUGACCCCACCGGAGCGCUUUCCACAGAGGGAUACACAGCAAGAGGCUCCCUGAAACGGCUGUUGUUGCGUCUUGACCCGGCUCCUGCAGACUAUGAGACAGACACAGUGGACAUCUUUGGCUUUCCCUGGGUAACAGAGACAGCAUUGGUGGAAUCUACAAAGCUUCUAUUUGGUCUGUUCAGACAAAAGUUUUUCAAAUUGGAGACUUUAGUACAGUCCAGCUCCCAUGACUUUGGUCAAGCAGGUAACCUCCACUAUGAAGCAGACGACCUGAGACAACAGUGUGUCUUAUUUCUUCAGUAUGUCAAAGUCUUCUUGUACAGAUAUCUGGAGCCUUCCAGGUCCCUAGAUGGCAGUUAUUCACAUCCUUAUGAGGAGUUGGAGGCUCAGCUACCCUCUGCUCUUCUGGAGGAGCUGUUGGGUAUCACUCUCCUCAUAGGAAGACUCAAAGACCUGCCUGCUAAUGUUCAAAGUGCCUUCACUAUACAGAACCACGGAAAGAUUUUCCCUCCUUCCUGGCAUUUGUUACACCUUCAUCUUGAUAUCCACUGGUCAGUCUUGGAAAUCCUUCAUCUACUUGGUCACAAGAUGCAAGGCCAAGCUGUGUACGCCCACCAGUUUGUGAACCUGACAGGAGAGAACCUGACUGAUAUCAGUCUGUUUGACGAACACCUGUGCAAUCUGCUGUGUGACCUUACUGGUCUGGCCAUAGGCAAAUACAGCAAGGUGAGGCCUACAGAGGCACUAAGCAGCCACCAUUACCUUUGCACCUGCACCAAAGAACUAUGGGUUCUGCUCAUGUAUCUUUUGGAAUACAGGAAUAAAGUGUUGCACACACAGUCUUUCUGGAGCUACAUGAACUCAUUGCUGAGGCCCCUGGUUUCUGGAAAGCCUGCAGCUGAGCAGUUCAGUGGUCUGCCCACACACUGUAAAGACCCUCUGGGAUUCACAUGGUGGCUGGUCACUCAUUUAGCAAUGUUAGGCCAGUACAGCCGGAACGGCACCAUCCAGAAUGAGAAACAUCUGGGAGAUAACUGGACUUUUGUGGAAGAGUUGCUCAAGUUAACUUGUAACCCCAAGGGAGGUUUAGCAGAGGAGCAGGUCAGGAUGCAUGUCCACUGCUGCCUCAGUCUGUGUCUGCUGUGGGAACCAAGCACCAGCGUUGUCUCGACCCUCUGGGACUACUACAGCAAGAACCUGAAUGCUUCAUUCACCGUGCCCUGGCUGGGGAUGUCUGGCCUGGGCACUUUGUGCAAGACGCCUCUAGCUCUGUUGGAGCAGGCCCGCAGCUGCUGCAGCCCUCCUCCCCUCCGGUCUCCAGGAUACACCCAGCUCUAUCGCUCUGCCAACUCCUUCCACAUCUUCCUUCGAGUGCUGGCCCUGUGCCUUGCCCAGGACAGGGCUGGUGGAGUCCCACAGAGACAGAUCAAAGGGAGGAUUUACGCUAAGUUCUCCUCGAAAAAGAUGCAGGAGCUGUCAGAGGGAGGUCUCAUGAACUUUCUGCUGCUGUUUCUGGUCGUGGCCAGGCAGGGAGAGCUGGAGGAUGUGGCCGGCAGAGCCUGUGAACUGCUUGGCUGUCUGCCCUUUAAGUGCCCUCCUGCACACCGCACCCUCGUCUGGAGAGGUCAACUAUCACUGCUCUUGCUUUUCCAGGAGAGGGGUUUGGAUGUUGGUGCCCAGGCUACCUGGCUGGCUUCCUCCUUUAAUGAGACGGCAAAGGAGUUCUACAACAAGACCACAGAGGUCUCUCGCAGACUUGCCCUCUGGGGGCCACUUGGCUCUUACCUGGAGGGUGUGGCCGAGGUGUUUGAGACAAGCACCAACCUCAGCCUAUCAGAGGAAAAGCUGCUCAAUGAAGGGUUUGAUUGGUUGCUGCCUGCUUGCCGCCAAUCUGAGCUGAAUUCUGCGCUCGGCUUUCUGCAGAUCAUCCUCGCACAGCUCAGACGGGUCCAUCAGCGCAGUGUCCAGUCAGCGCCCACCCUGGCCUGGGCGCCUGCUACCAACAGUGUGGUGAAAGAGCGCCACCUAGCGGUAGCAGCCGCUCUCUGGGCACACUUCUUCCCCUUCCUGCGCAGCCUACGCCUCUCUCAGACCCCUCCAGCACAGCUGGCAGAUGCUGCUGCAGGUUUUACCUUGCUGGCCUUUGAUCUACCGAGUUCUGCCCCCCAGGACCUUCAACCCAACCCAGUCCAGUCCAUCAUGCAAUGCUUUGGCUGGGAUGACAUGGUUCACCCGCUUCUGGUGACUCGCUACCUUCCCCAUCUGCUCCAAAACAGUGAGCUGGUGUCGUCACUGAGCGGUGGUUCUAGCACUGCUACGUCGAGUUUGGCACAAAGUCUGUCAGUGAAGGCCUGGUUCAGAUGUGUUCUACAGCAGCACCUUCACAAGAACCCAGACGGGUCUGACAGCAGAACAGGCCGGGCUGUGGAACAACAGUUGUGUGAAUUGACCCGACUUGUGCUGAGGCUUCCAGAGGUGGACAGUCUUCUGCAAAGAGCGAGCCUCCAUCCAGCAGCCACCAGGCUUGAGCCCACUUCAGCCCUGGAGAUGUUUGUCAAGGCUCUAGGCAGUGUAUACAGCGGACUGCAGCUUUUGUCUGAACGCUCAGCUAUGGUGACCAGAGCCCUGGAAUACAUUGGUGACAUCCUGAAACACAUUAAACCGUCUCUGGUCAGCAAGAACCAGGAGGGACUGAAGCUGGCAUACUGGGCUGUCGGCUGCAUAGUGAAGCACUGGAGCCCCCUGCUGGUCACUUCCAAAGCACAGCAGCUGUUGUUCCGCAUUGUGGAUGGGCUGCUGCUUCCUCACAACCUCACACAGCAGGACAAAGCUCUCAGGGACAGCCUGCCUCUGUUUCUACAGGGACUGUCAGUGGCCUCCAGUGUGUCUCAGUCCCAGGGUGCUUACCUCAAGCAGCAGCUUGGCUCUGUUACUCGCAGAUAUUUGGACCAUUUCCUUCCCGCCUCACCCUCCAUGGGCGUCAUUGCCAACCACCCGGUACUUCUGGCCGCCUGUGAGGCCAGUCCAACCGUCCGGGGAGCCGCACUGAGGAGAACCAUCCUAGAAGUGCUCCGCGACAGCUUCCUGCAGUUCAAAGGCCAUGCCCCUGCUCCUCGCCUCGCAUCAGUCCUGAUGUUCCUGCUGGAGCUUCUGAGACGAAACAACGACUCAGACCUCACCCUCCUCACUCUGCCUCUUCCCUCUCUGCUCCGCUGUGUGAUGCUGGUCAAUGAGCCACAUGUGAGGAAAACGAGCACAGAUGCCUUACAGCUUGUGGUGGAGCGAUGCGCCGCUGCAUCAACACAGGGACCGUGCGACCAGAUGAUCACUGUCUUACGGUCAUUUGUGGAGGAGAAUGAGGGUGUUUACGACAGGCAGGUGUACAGCGUCCUGGAGAUGGUGGCUGUUUUAGAUCCCACUGUGGUUCAAGCUCUCAUCCCCAACAUGUCUCUCAGUCUGAGAAACACCGAACACAAAAGAGGAGUGGGCAAGAACAUUGCCUUGAGGAGUGCGUAUACCAAGUUGCUGUGUCUCCUUGGGGAGAGUGGGCAGGCUGAAAUAACCAGUCUGGAAGGCGACUAAAAAGUUUUCCAAAAAAAGGACCAGCUCCAGGACCUGUCACAAGCUCCAAGAAUCACUUGUCAAUCAUACCAACCUAAAUGCCACAUUUCUGGAUUGGGUCGUGUUGCAGUUCGGCAUAUGAGGAUGUCUUACAAAACAAUUAAUGUAUGUAGCACUAAGCAUUUAGCAUGAGCUGUAAUAAUACUGAAACCUCAACUACAGUUGGAAUGUGCUGGAAAAAAAUGAUUUAUGUGUACAACUGUGAAAGUAACAAAAGGUAUUAUCAGUUGAUGUGUAAAGUCUAAUAUGUUCCAAUCAUGGACUGAAAACUUCAUAUCAGCAGGUUGUAUAUAAUGUACAUGUUGUAAAGAAGGCACAGCUUUACAUUUUGAUAAAUGCAUUGUUAAUAAAAUGUGACAAUAAAGAUGAAUAUGCUCGUA